UUUUUAAAACAUUUUUUUACACGUGCGUUUCCACACUCGUGCAAUUCUCAUCUCUGCCCCGUCUCCUCUAAAACCCAAAACCCUAACCGCUUCUUAACUCUGCUCCUCACUAGCGAACGACACUGUUGAGGAAACGCCCGGAAACCGAGUCCGAGGAAUUCGAGAUCUUGACUAAAUCAGAUUGGAGUUCAGAAAAAAUUUUUUUUUUUUUUCUUUCCUAGAUUAGCUUUUGAAGAUGGUGCAAUAUAAUUUUAAGGAGAUUACUGUGGUACCAAAUGGGAAGGAUUUCAUUGACAUUAUUCUCUCUCGUACCCAAUAGCAGACACUGACUGUUGUACACAAAGGUCAUGCCAUUUCUCGCCUGAGGCAGUUUUACAUGCGUAAAGUGAAAUACACUCAGCAGAAUUUUCAUGAGAAGCUCUCAACAAUUGUUGAUGAGUUCCCUCGAUUGGAUGAUAUCCAUCUGUUCUACAGGGACCUUCUUUACGUGCUUUACAACAAAGAUCAUUAUAAACUCGCUCUUUGCCAGAUAAAUACAGUAAGAAACCUUAUUGGUAAGAUUGCUAAAGAUUAUGUGAAGCUGUUGAAGUAUGGUGACUCUCUUUACAGGUGCAAGUCUCUCAAGGUUGCAGCUUUAGGACACGUGUACAGUGAUAAAGAGGAUUAGCCCAAGUUUGGCCUACCUAGAGCAGAUUAGACAACACAUGGCAAGGCUGCCUUACCUUAUAUUUACCCUAACACUCGGGCAAUCUUGAUUUGUGGGUAUAGUAAUGUUGGCAAGAGCUCAUUUAUGAACAAAAUCACCAGCGCCGAUGUGGAUAUCCCAAUCAAGAUCAAGGUCACGACCUCCAAGUGAAGUUGUCCCAGGUGAGGGAUUCAAGGAUUCUAAACAAAAGGUCAAGGCAAUCAAACUGGGAAAGAAUUCUGUUAGGAAGAGGAUGCUCGUAGGGGAGAGGCAGAUGAGAUAGGGUGAUUCCUACCUUGAAACCCAAGCAUUUGUUCUCUGGGAAGCGUUUUAUUAGAAGGACUCAAAGACGUUAAUCCACUUGGGGUAUAUCAUAUGAAUUAUUGCCCAACGAGAUGCCUUCUUAUUUAGUCCUGGAUCCUUCUCAUAGUCUUGUUUCUUGUCAGGAAUUAGGUGUAAGCUUUAUAAUUUAUAUAUCUAUUAAUUUCAUUCCUCAAAUUUCUUUGCAUGAGUUCUUUUAGGGCACAUUUCGAAUACAAGAUUGGAUAAGAUGGGAUGUGAUAUAAACAAUGAGAUUAGAUUAGAUGAGAUUGGAUUAGAUAAUAAAAUAAUCCAAUCUUCUGUUUGGAGAGCUACAGUUGGGAAAUAAAUAUGUAUAUCUGUU
Molecule: messenger RNA, 1349 nt
Organism: Rubroshorea leprosula
Lineage: Eukaryota; Viridiplantae; Streptophyta; Magnoliopsida; Malvales; Dipterocarpaceae
Source: the annotation of a GenBank genome assembly